AUGGCUGAUCACCUUUUACAUUAUAACGACUCGGCUGGGGCUGGGAACAGAUUCGCCCGCAAAGGUGCUUUGCGACAGAAAAAUGUGCAUGAAGUGAAAAACCACAAAUUUACAGCCAGAUUUUUUAAGCAGCCAACGUUCUGCAGCCACUGCACAGACUUCAUAUGGGGUUUUGGCAAACAAGGAUUUCAGUGUCAAGGUAAGAUCACCUGCAUGUGCUUUUCAGUCAAGAUGGCAUGUUUACUCACUUGA
Menidia menidia (Atlantic silverside) is the source of this 252-nucleotide messenger RNA. Lineage: Eukaryota; Metazoa; Chordata; Actinopteri; Atheriniformes; Atherinopsidae. The record is from the annotation of a GenBank genome assembly.